Messenger RNA from Mollisia scopiformis, 1458 nucleotides. RefSeq lists its product as uncharacterized. Bases 229 to 1398 code for a protein of 389 amino acids. Gene Ontology annotation, molecular function: phosphatidylserine decarboxylase activity. Lineage: Eukaryota; Fungi; Ascomycota; Leotiomycetes; Helotiales; Mollisiaceae. Gene Ontology annotation, biological process: phospholipid biosynthetic process. The record is from RefSeq and is a predicted model, not a curated record. The transcript has a single exon.
AGCUGAAAACAGACCUUGAUUUACCCCUGAAUUUCCAGGACUGGCCUGUGACAUCAGUGACAACGCGGCAACGACCCUAGAAUCAGCCACAAAGAGGGGCAGCUAAAAGCAACUCCCAUAUAUGGUGGGAUAUUUCCAGCGCGUUUCAGUUCACUCCUAUUCUCUCAUCUCCUCUACUUCAAUCUCACGAUCAAAUCUUACUCACCACUACUAAUCAUUGAAGUCAAGAUGGAGAACGUCGGCCCAACACAAACCGAUUACGAACCUCACCCUCUCACCGAUGAACACUACGAUGCUUCUGCGAAGGCAUUGACCGAGCUUACGACACGAGCAGAGAACCACAAUCAACCUCCCAAAUCCCAUAUCCACGGCUCCUCAAGCACAACAGAAUCACACGCCUGGCUUUCGAAGUUCCUCCCUCCCUCCACGAUCCAAGCUGUCGAAAACAAGUUCCACCUCGGCAAUUAUGUCCUCGACCGCGAAACUGGGGAGAAAACAUGGGAGGCAAUGUCGGUGUAUGUGCGUGUAGGCAUGCACUUGCUAUAUUACGGCUCCGCGCAAGAGGAAGCUCUGCAUUGGAAGAAGACCCUCGACCUGCUGAAGGCGCAGAGCGAGAAGAUGGGCAAGGAGUACGACUCUCCCGAGAGCAAGCAGCAUAUUGUGCCCUUCAUCCAGUCCUUCGACCUCGAGAGUGGCUUGCAUGAGAUGGUACAACCGGAUCCCAAUGCGUACUCGACUUUCAAUGAGUUCUUUGCGAGACAGAUUAGGGAGUCUGCUCGUCCUGUCGCAGAGCCGGAAAAUGAUCUCGUCACAUCUUCUCCUGCGGAUUGUCGAUUGACCGCUUUCCCAACCGUGGAUCUUGCGAAGAAAUACUGGAUCAAAGGAUUUGGCUUCACUCUAGCGGCUUUGCUUGGAGAUGAACAAUUGGCUUCACAAUUCGAAGGAGGUUCAAUCGUCAUCGCGAGAUUGGCACCGCAAGACUACCACCGAUGGCAUGCUCCAGUUUCUGGCACCGUUCGAGGCAUCAAGGAUAUUCCAGGCGCAUACUAUACCGUCAACCCACAAGCUAUCAACGAACCUGGAACCCUCGACGUCUUCUGCGAGAACAAACGCUCUGUGAUGACCCUUGAAAGAUCUUCGACAGGUGCGCCAAUCGCGAUUGUGGCCGUGGGGGCAAUGCUGGUUGGCAGUAUCAAGUACGUGGGUGGUGUGGAUACGAUUGGUGCAGAAGUGAGAAGAGGACAAUGUCUGGGAGCUUUCUAUUACGGAGGCAGCACGGUCAUUGUUCUGUAUCCUCCGGGAGAAGUGGUGCUGGAUGAGGAUUUGGUGAGGCAUUCGACGGAAUUGGGCAUGGAGACGUAUGUUAAGGUGGGAUGGAGGACGGGAAUGAAGGCGUAGAUCUGGAUUUGAAUUUAGUUUAUCGAUGGUUUCUGCAAUGCGUUUCCGAGUGUGAUUCUU